ACGCUGAUGGUAUAAAAGGAGUAUGGACACAAUGUUGUAUUAGACUAACUUAAAAGGUCACUGAUGCACCUUACUUAUUGCAACUCUAAGCUGUCAUCUCAGCUGCAUGUUGACACAAGGUGGUUGUGAAUGUGAAUUAAUAUGUUCUCUCUGUCUCUCCUUUUGUUCUUCUGCCAUCCAGGAUUUGAUUCCAGCUUCCUGAACUUCACUGGCCAUCUACAUCAACACAUCUUGAGAGCCAACUUAGCAGUAUGGCCACUCCCAUCCGACUCCUCAUCUUGUUGGGUGGCGAAAGUGCAGAGAGGAUGGAAUUAUCAACGAUGCCGGACACAGUUGAGGAGCUCAUUGAACAGGUCAAAAACGUAUGCAAACUUUGUGGAGACAUCAGGCUGCAAUACAAGGAUGAUGACUUUGGUGGAACAUUUGUUAACUUGAGCUCAACUUCAAUGAUCAAAGAUCUCACUACAAUCAAGAUCAUACAAGCUGCUCCUGAUAUUGUUCUGAGUUUCAUUGAAAGUGUCCCAUCUGAUUUGAGUGACUUAGACACAAGCCUGGUCUCACGAAACACUGAUACAGAUGACACAGUCAUACUCAGCCGCAGCUCCUCUGACAGUGAGGGACUGAGAAAAGAGCCGUGGCCGAAGGAGUUCAUUAUCCCGCCCUUCUCCCUUGAAACAGAAGGUCAACUUCAGAGAGGGAAUUCAGAAUAUGCACAGAACCAAACCAGACUGACUCCUUCAUCAAAAAUGCUGUCUGACAUACUGGAAAGAUUGGCAGAGAAGAUUUUUUCCUACAAGGCGUACCCCACUGAUGCAGACCUGAGUGAAGUUGCAGAGGCUCUGACAAGGAGACAUCCCUGCCUGAGACAACCAGACUCCUUCAAUGAGAGUUAUGGAUGGAAACUGAAGCUCAAGAGUAAGAUGCACAACUACCGCACUCAGCUGAGGUCACAUGGACUUUCGUCUGAGCUCAUGGUGAACACACUGAAGUCCAAGUCACGAGAAGAUGCUGAUCCCUUCCCAGCAAAGAAUGUCAAAAAGGCAAGAAGAGGUGAGACCAAUUACUAUCCUCAACCCAGCGGAGACAGUCCUGAAAACCUCGAGCAAGAAAGAGCAUCUCUUCUGACAGAAAUAAAGAUAAGAAAUAAUGAGAGAACCAUACGGGAGAAGAUGGCCAGGACUUUUCAGUUCAGGAGGCAAGAGAUUGUGGAUCAGAAGCCAACCAUCGAAAACCUCAUGGAAAGAUGGCCAGCUUUAUUUCAGAUGGGAGAGGUUGAUGCAGAGUUUCAGCGGGUUACUGCAGUUCCCCUCCUGACCAGAUUUAUGGCGCACCUGGACAAGCACUCCCCGCAGCUACUGAAGAUCUUCAGAAAGAAGGGAGGGACCACUAAAGCAAAAACUGCCGCGAUCCUGGAGUUUCUUGAUCAGGGUGCUGAUGCCGAUAUCAGAAGGGAGUGCAUCCUCAAAGCUCUCAUCAUCUACCUAGGAGAACAUGUGGAGGACCUAUUAAAGGAAUACAUGGUAUGUCCAGAUAUAUUCUGUCACCGAUUAUUCAACUUCAUUAAUCGUGGGAGACCACCUAUGCUGUUAUAUGUAGUUAUUCAUGAGGUGUGCCAGACUGCAGUUGUUCAGUUGCAUUUUUCAAAUAUUUUGCCUCAGGUGUCCCAGAAAGAUCAAGCCGUGCAGGAGCUGGAGAGGACCACCAUGGCAGUCUUCGUCUUCAGAGAGAAUUCAAGCCUUCUCCAACAGCCCCAAGACGUCGGGAUUAUCAUUGAUGGUGUGGAAGUCCUCAAUGAGUUGCCUUCUGUUGCAGCAGGAGUUGUAAUGCUCUUUGGACUUUGCUAUGCUCUUAACAUGGAAUAUCCACAGGGUUUCAGGUUCACCUUUGAGGCCCUUCAGAAGAUCCUGAUGGAGCUUGGUUCCAACAAGAUGACUUCCAAGAUUCGCAAACUCAGUGGUGAACUCAAAACUGCACAGUAGUGUAUGUGUGCUUAGUGUGUGCUUAGUAGUUGCCACUGGCUUUUAUUUAAGAGGUAGUCAACCUCAGCAGCACUUGAUUGUACAAGCUCAUGGGGUCACUUUCAUGGAGUGCUUUUGUUGGAUUUUGAGUUUGGUUUUUUUUUCUUUUUUUUUUUUCAAUAUGAUGUUAAGAGAUGACACUCGUUCCCAAAAAAAGCAAAUAUUUCAUUCAAGUUAAGUUGUACGUGUAAAGUACACAACAAUGAGUACACCCAGUUUCAAAAUCAACAUUUUGAACAAUAUAUCAGUAAGCAUGCAAAUUAUAUCCAAAAUGCGCAUAGGUAAAACAUCCGUUUGACUUACAACUGAAAAGUAAGGUUAAUUCAUCAACACAACUUGAGAUUCAACUUAGCACCACUCCGAUCUGACUCAUUACUGCAGUCAAUAUCAAGCUAUCUGCUCCUGAUAUUGUUCUGAGUUUCAUAGAAACUGAAAGUGUCCCAUCGGAUUUGAGUGACUUAGACACAACCCUCAUCUCACCAAACACUGAUAGACAAUAGUCAUACUCAAGUUAUAUUCUUAGCAUUACUUUUCUGUUGUAAGUGCAACAGAUGUUGUUAAACUUCUUCUAUGCACAUUUAGGAAAUAACCAGUGUACUUUUCGGUAUUUUUGAAAAUUUUACUUUUCAACUGGUUUGUUCAUUAUCAUAGUGCACUGUCUGUUGAGUUAGUAUGUAGUUGCCACCAGAUUCUAAAUUUAGAGAUAAAUGUCAGUGGCGAUUGGCUGUUUGGGGCCAUGGGGUCAUUUUCAUGGUGUGAUGUUGCCUUUAACAUUUUGUUGGGAUUUGAGUAUUUUCAGUUCAGAUGUGUAUGAACAGUACAACAAUGAUGGGGUACACCCCUUUUUUAGAACAAUAUUCAAUUAGCACACAAGUUAUUUGCAAGAGGUUUCAGGUUCACCUUUGAGGCCUUUCAGAAGAUUCGGAUGGCGCUUGGUUCCAACAAGAUGACUUCCAAGAUUCAUAAACAUAACGGUGAACUCAAAACUGCUCAGUAAUGUAUAUUUUUGUGUGUGCAGUGUGAAGAUAAAACAUCUGCUGGGGUUACCACAGAAAAGUAAGGUUAAUACAGCAAACACAACUUAGCAAUAUGGCCUCUCCUAUCUGACUCCUCAUCUUGUUGAGUGGCGAAAGUGCAGAGAGGAUGGAAUUAUCAAGGAUGCUGGACACAGUUGAGGAGCUUAUUGAACAGGUCAAAACAUAUGCAAACUUUGUGGAGACAUCAGGCUACAAUACAAGGAUGAUGACUUUGGUGGAACAUUUGUUAACUUGAGCUCAACACCCAUGAUCAAAGAUCUGACCACAGUCAAGAUCAUACAGGAUGCUCCUGAUAUUGUUCUGAGUUUCAUUGAAAGUGUCCCAUCUGAUUUGAGUGACUUUGAUCAUGGAGGUUGCACUCAAGUCAACACAUUUUCUGCCAAAGAAUUUACCCCAGUCCGAUCAUACAAUCAGCUCCUGAUAUUGUUCUGACUUUCCUAGACGGUGUUCUAUCUGAUUUCAGUGACUUGGUCACAAGCCCCGUCUCACGAAACACUGAUACAGAUGACUCACUUGUGCUCACGUUACAGUCUUAACCUUCCUUUCCUGUUGUAAGCUCAACAGAUGUUAUAUAAACUCAAUACACAUUUUGGAAAUAACUUGUGUACUUUUUGAAAUAUUGUCAAUUUUACUAUUCAAAGGCGUGUUCAUUAUCACUGUGCAUGGUACAUUGAUAUAGCCUGUAGUUGCCACUGAGGUAGAAGACCAAUGUUAGUGGCAAUUGCUUGCAUGGUGUCCUUUUCAUGGAAUACCAUUUAAUUUUGUGCUUUACGUUCUGAGUAUUGAGUAGUCUCUGAUCUCUAGAGACAGCACUCCUUAAGCAAUAAUAAAUACCUCAGUUAGCCUAAUGAAAGUUCAGAUCAGAUGAGCCUGUGGCCCAUUAAUGUCCAUCCAUUUCAUUUGCUUGGUAAGCCAUCCAUCUUCAUCUAUCUUUCGGAUGUAACAAACUGUAUAUGGAGUAACAAUUACAUGUUUAUAUUUGUUUCUGAACAUGCUA
Engraulis encrasicolus (European anchovy) is the source of this 4052-nucleotide messenger RNA. RefSeq lists its product as uncharacterized. Bases 252 to 1979 code for a protein of 575 amino acids. NCBI's taxonomy places the organism in Eukaryota, Metazoa, Chordata, Actinopteri, Clupeiformes, Engraulidae. The transcript has 3 exons. The record is from RefSeq and is a predicted model, not a curated record.